AUGAGAAUCUGGCUCAAGUCCCACAGCAGGAGGCAAAGGUGGGUUGACAAGUCAUACAAGAAAUCCCAUCUUGGAAUUGAAUGGAAGAAACCUUUUGCUGGUUCAUCCUAUGCCAAGGGAAUUGGCCUUGAAAAGAUAGGUAUUGAGGCUAAGCAGCCCAACUCUGCCAUUCCAAAUUGUGUCAGGGUUCAACUUAUCAAGAAUUGGAAGAAGAUUGCCGCUUUUGUCCCUAAUGAUGGUUGCUUGAACUACAUUGAAGAGCAUGAUGAAGUCUUGAUUGCUGGAUUUGGACAAAAAGGUCAUGCUAUUUUCAAUAGUUUCUCUCAAGUAUUAUGAAUUUUAUUUUGAGGUGAACAGGUUUUAUGAACAAAUUUGUAUAUUUUCUAGUUAUUUUGUUGAACUUCAUUUAACAUUUUUAGUAACAGAAAGAAGGGGUUUAUAUAA
This is a messenger RNA of Glycine soja, 444 nucleotides long. Its product is annotated as 40S ribosomal protein S23-like. The transcript has 4 exons. The record is from RefSeq and is a predicted model, not a curated record. NCBI's taxonomy places the organism in Eukaryota, Viridiplantae, Streptophyta, Magnoliopsida, Fabales, Fabaceae. Gene Ontology annotation, cellular component: ribosome; cytosolic small ribosomal subunit. Bases 1 to 336 code for a protein of 111 amino acids. Gene Ontology annotation, molecular function: structural constituent of ribosome. Gene Ontology annotation, biological process: translation.